Molecule: messenger RNA, 2132 nt
Organism: Sceloporus undulatus (fence lizard)
Lineage: Eukaryota; Metazoa; Chordata; Lepidosauria; Squamata; Phrynosomatidae
Gene: L2HGDH
Product: L-2-hydroxyglutarate dehydrogenase
Exons: 7
Coding region: 1-942 (313 amino acids)
Molecular function (GO): (S)-2-hydroxyglutarate dehydrogenase activity; (S)-2-hydroxy-acid oxidase activity
Source: RefSeq, a predicted model, not a curated record
AUGGCGCCCUUCAGGCCCUGGCUUUGCGGCCUAGCAGCCUGGGCCCGGUUCUGUCCGAGCCCUCGGGCCCCGCUUCCCUCCCGGGCCCUCAGCAGCGGCGAAGGCGGCCCCAAGACCGAGAGGAGGAGGAGGAGGCGCACCUUUGAUGUUGCUGUAAUUGGCGCUGGGAUCGUGGGGCUGGCAUCUGCCAGGGAGCUGAGUCUGCGGCAUCCUUCUCUCGUUUUUGGUGUGUUGGAAAAGGAGAAAGAGUUAGCCGUCCAUCAAAGUGGACACAACAGUGGUGUUAUUCACAGCGGAAUCUACUAUACCCCAGGAUCACUAAAAGCGAAGCUGUGCGUGGAAGGAUCUGUGCUCUGCUAUGAGUAUUGUGACAAAAAAGGAAUCCCGUAUAAACAGUGCGGCAAGCUAAUAGUUGCAGUUGAACAGAAAGAAAUUCCCAGGCUCAAGGCUCUGUACCAGAGAGGGCUACAGAACAAUGUCCGGGGGCUGAAGCUGAUAAACUCCAAAGAAAUACAAGCAAAGGAACCUUAUUGUCGGGGCUUGAUGGCACUGGACUCUCCCUACACUGGCAUUGUCAACUACAGGCAGGUGGCCUUGGCUUAUGCUGAAGAUUUUCAGGCUUCUGGAGGUACUGUCCUGACUGAUUUUGAGGUAGAAGACAUACAGAUGGCAAAGGAAAGUCCUGCUGGAAGUGAUGAAGGGAUGAAAUAUCCAGUUGUUGUUAGAAAUUCAAAGGGAGAGGAAAUCCACUGUCGGCAUCUCAUCUCCUGUGCAGGACUUUACUCAGAUCGCCUUUCUCAGAUCAGUGGUUGCAACUCAGAGCCCCGCAUUGUCCCUUUCCGGGGUGAUUAUUUGGUGCUAAAACCAGAGAAGUGCUAUUUGGUUAGAGGAAAUAUUUAUCCGGUACGCAAUUUCCCCUUUUGUUACGUCAGUGGCAGCUGAUGGAAGCCCUCAGAUCUCUGAGGGCUUUCAUCAUGGUGAUUUGGUAUUUAAUGGAUCUUUAUUUUAUUUAUUUAUUUACUUUAUUUAUAUGCUACCUUUCUCCCAGGCCAGCACCCAAGGAAGCUUCCACAACAACACAUUAAAAUCAUUUACAGAAAUGUUUUAAAAUUUAUUUAAAAACACCCUAUUGAAACAUCAUAAAACUGAUUUAAAAUCAUAUAGCACAUAAAACAUACAUAUUAAGAACCUUCUGUGCUUAAGCAUUGAAAACUUGCUUAAAUAAAAAUGUUUUUUCUUGUUGAAGAAAGAAAAGGCAGGGAGUUGCAGAGGGUGGGAACAGCCACCAAGAAGGCUCUCUCUCUCUCUCUCAUGUCCUCACUAAGUGAGCCUGUGAUGGUGGUGAGACUGAGAGAAAGCCUUCCUCGGAUUAUCUUAAAGCUCUGUCAGGUUCAUAUGGAGAGAUAUGGCUUUUCAGAUACUCUGGACCUAUUUAUUUAUUUUAUUUAAGGAAUUUAUAUCCUGCCUUUCUCCCAAAAUGGGACUCAAGGUGAACCUAAGCCAUGUAGGGCUUUAUAGGUCAUGACUAGCACUUUGAAUAAUGCCCAAAAACAAAGUAAUAGCCAAGGUUUAGCACAUUAAACGUUGUACAGAGCGUAGAGGACAAGUUAACAGUGUUGGGACAUGCAAUUGAUAUUGCAGACUUAAACCAGUAGAACCAUAGUUUCUCCUCUCUAAAAACCUCUUGUAGUUCUCUAUGAAUACCUCUCAGCCACUCACAAAGCUAAUUCCUGUGGCUUCAUUGGAUGAAGUCAUAUGGGUAUGAUAUCUUUGGGAAAGUUGUAAUGUUGCUGUAACCUUAGUUCAGGUCAUUCUACUUAGAGCAGGCAUGCACAUUUGGGUAAAGCUUUGUUGAUAGUUUUAAGUCAUUGUUCAGAAUAUUUGUUUAUUAUUUAUUUUGUGGCGUAUUUAUGUCACACCCUUUGGGACAUCAGGCCAGUGCACAGAGAAAGUAAAAUAAACAGUUUGAAACAAUUCUAGAUUGAAAAUGAUAAUGCCACGAUAAAGCAAUCAGAUUUAAAAUGAUGAAAACACCUUAAAAGGUUAAAACACUUUAAAAACAUGUAGAUGUACAAAAUAUUAAGCCUGAAAAUCUUUAAUAAAAAUAUAUAUUUGACUUGGUGUCAAUCAAA